This is a messenger RNA of Plutella xylostella (diamondback moth), 1336 nucleotides long. Its product is annotated as plasminogen. NCBI's taxonomy places the organism in Eukaryota, Metazoa, Arthropoda, Insecta, Lepidoptera, Plutellidae. Gene Ontology annotation, molecular function: serine-type endopeptidase activity. Gene Ontology annotation, biological process: proteolysis. The record is from RefSeq and is a predicted model, not a curated record.
GAUGAGCUUAAUUUUUAAUGAUUCUUCCAGAGUCCAUUACUCGGAUUUGGAAGUGCACGUAGGCAUGCACGACCGACUCGACCAAAACCAUCAAGUCGUUAGAAUAAAGUACGGCCUGAAACAUCCUAACUUCAGAUCCAACGCUGUUAGAGACAUCAACGACAUAGCUGUGCUGACUUUAAAUAGAAGAGUCCAAUUUUCUGAUGUCGUCAGGCCUAUUUGUUUACCAGAAAGUGGUACUGAGGAGGAUUGGACAGGCUUGACGAUGACGGUGGCCGGGUGGGGCAAGACGAGACAGGCAGCUCUGACGUCAUCGCGCUACCUCCUGGAGACCAGGGUGCGGCUGGUGGACGGAGCCACGUGCCAGCGCAACUCCAUCUAUAGCGACAAUUUGGAACCAAAUACCAUGAUAUGCGCGUAUAACUUGGGCAAAGAUGCAUGCCAGGGAGAUAGUGGUGGACCUAUGUUUGGGAAGCUACCUAAUGCUAACAAAAGAAAAUACUAUCAAAUUGGAAUUGUGUCAUGGGGAAUAGAUUGCGCUAAACCAGACUACCCCGAAUGCGGCAGGCCAUCGUCGGCGCUGUCCAUGCGCAUAGUGGGGGGCAGGCAGGCCGAGCCCCACUCCUUCCCCUGGACCGUGGCCAUCACCAAGAACCACCGGAUGCACUGCGGCGGCGCCCUGCUCACCGACAGACAUGUACUCAGCGCUGGGCAUUGCUUCCAAUGGGACAACUUUAAAUCAAUGGAAGUCCUGCUCGGUUUGCACGAGAUGUAUGAGCGUGAAGAUGUCCAGAAGCGAAGUAUUUCUAACGUGGUGAUCCACGAGGACUUCACAUCCACUUCUGUUAGAGACGAGAAUGACAUAGCCAUCGCUACCCUUUCGGAGCCCGUAGAAUUUCGGGAUACCAUUUCUACCAUUUGCUUACCAAAACCAGGCCAGUCGUUCGAGAGGCGUGUGGCGACGAUAGUGGGAUGGGGUCGGAUAGACGUGAAGGGCGACCCGUCCAAGGUUCUGCUGAAGGCCAACCUCGACAUCCUGCCUGAUGAAGAGUGCCAGAACUCCCAGCUGGCGAAGCACCUCAAGCCGACCAUGAUGUGUGCCUACGCCAAGGGGAAAGAUGGCUGCCAGGGUGAUAGUGGUGGUCCGUUGCUAACCUUGGAACCAGAGGGAAAAUACGUUCAAGCUGGAAUCGUAUCAUGGGGUAUUGGAUGUGCCGAUCCCAGAUACCCUGGAGUUUACACGAAAGUGAGCAACUACAUUGAUUGGAUUAAAAGCCACAGCAGUGACGGUGCAAAAUGUUCCGAUAGUUGAAACUGAAUAAGUAAAUCAUACUUA